UCAAUUCUGUGAAACAUUUGUCACUAAGGACAUCUACUCCUAUUACAACAAUCUCGUCUCUAAAACGGGUGCGCUAGGUGUAUUAUCGGUUAUUCCGCUAUUGCUUAUAUAUGCGACCUGUGAUCGCUACGCUAGAAGGCGUCAACGAGAGCGAGUUGAAAAACACCUUGUGGGUACCGGGUUGUUUACGCAUCCAAGUAAGACAGUGGACCCACAAGCAAUCGAAACACUAUUGUACAGCGACGAUGAAUAA
This is a messenger RNA of Strongylus vulgaris, 253 nucleotides long. The record is from the annotation of a GenBank genome assembly. Lineage: Eukaryota; Metazoa; Nematoda; Chromadorea; Rhabditida; Strongylidae.